This is a messenger RNA of Penicillium psychrosexuale, 681 nucleotides long. Its product is annotated as translation elongation factor 1 subunit beta. Bases 1 to 681 code for a protein of 226 amino acids. Gene Ontology annotation, molecular function: guanyl-nucleotide exchange factor activity; translation elongation factor activity. NCBI's taxonomy places the organism in Eukaryota, Fungi, Ascomycota, Eurotiomycetes, Eurotiales, Aspergillaceae. The record is from RefSeq and is a predicted model, not a curated record. The transcript is spliced from 4 exons. Gene Ontology annotation, cellular component: eukaryotic translation elongation factor 1 complex; cytosol. Gene Ontology annotation, biological process: translational elongation.
AUGGGUUUCACCGACUUUGUCUCUGAUGCCGGCCUGACUCUGGCCGACCACUUCCUGUCCACUCGGUCCUACAUUGUUGGCCACGCGCCCAGCCAGGCCGAUGUCGUGACCUUCAAGGCCUUCCCCGCCGCUCCUGAUGCUGCCAAGUACCCCAACGUUGCCCGCUGGCACAAGCACAUCGCCUCUUUCGAGCCCGAAUUCCCCACCCUCCCCGGUGACUCCAACGCAGCUUUCACUGUCUACGGUCCCGAGACCACCACUCUUCCCUCCAACCCCAAGGACAAGCCCGAGGAGGAUGACGAUGAAGAUCUCUUCGGCUCCGACUCUGAGGAGGAGGACCCCGAGGUCGUUGCUGAGCGCAACAAGCGUCUCGAAGAAUACAAGGCCAAGAAGGCUGGCAAGGUCAAGCCCGCCGCCAAGUCUAUCGUCACCAUGGAGGUCAAGCCUUGGGAUGAUGAGACCAACCUUGAGGAGAUGGAGGCCAACGUCCGCGCCAUUGAGCAGGACGGCCUCGUCUGGGGUGCCUCCAAGUGGGUUCCCGUCGGCUUCGGUAUCAAGAAGCUCCAGAUCAACCUUGUCGUUGAGGACGAUAAGGUCUCCACCGAUGAGCUCCAGCAGAAGAUUGAGGAGGAUGAGGAUCACGUCCAGUCCACCGAUAUCGCUGCCAUGCAGAAGCUGUAA